Messenger RNA from Protopterus annectens (West African lungfish), 6234 nucleotides. It is a transcript of the gene ACKR3, whose product is annotated as atypical chemokine receptor 3. The transcript is spliced from 3 exons. Gene Ontology annotation, molecular function: coreceptor activity; G protein-coupled receptor activity; chemokine binding. Gene Ontology annotation, cellular component: membrane. The record is from RefSeq and is a predicted model, not a curated record. Bases 408 to 1496 code for a protein of 362 amino acids. NCBI's taxonomy places the organism in Eukaryota, Metazoa, Chordata, Ceratodontiformes, Protopteridae. Gene Ontology annotation, biological process: vasculogenesis; angiogenesis; G protein-coupled receptor signaling pathway.
GAGGGGAAGAAAAGAGUUGGGUGUUUCCCGCCCUACGUGUAUAAGGCAGGCAGACUAUAUACUGUUAUGAGUUUCAUGACACUGAGCACUUCUCAAGGUUUCUGAGUUAUUUGGAGUAUACCUCUUCAGAGACUCUGGUAAAACCCAGCAGCCGCCUGUCACAGUACCUUCAGACCUGCAGGUCAAGUAUAACUGUUGUGUAAAAGGGCUCUGAAAACAGACUCUACAUAAGGCUUUACGAGGAUUUUUAUUUCUUAAAAGCAGUGUCAAGAAUUCUUCCUGCAGCUAUCCUUCACGCUGUAUUGAAAAUGUUGGUUUUCUGAAGAAGCCUGCACAGUGGCAGAACUGUCUUGAGUCAAGAGAUUGCUUAUCUUUUAGGGAAAUUCUUAAUUCCAAUCUGAGUUGCAAUGACUUCCAUAGAUGUGAUGGCAAUGAUGGAUUAUGGAGAGGAUGCAAACUACACCAGCUCUGAAGAAAAUGUUACCUUUAGUUUGGAAGCUGUUUUCUGCCCUCACAUUAUUGACAAAAAGGGAAUCCUUUACACAGUCGCUGUUGUUUUCAUUUUCAUUUUUGUAAUUGGCUUAGUAGCCAAUUCUGUGGUGAUAUGGGUCAACCUUUGGACCAAACGGGUUAGAUAUGAAACCCACACAUACAUUCUAAACUUAGCUGUAGCAGACCUUUUUGUUGUUAUUACACUACCGGUGUGGGUUGCAUCCUUGGUUCAGAAUGAACAGUGGCCAAUGGGAGAGGCCAUGUGCAAAGUGACCCAUUUGAUAUUCAGUGUCAAUCUCUUUGGAAGCAUUUUUUUUCUUACAUGUAUGAGUGUUGACCGUUACAUCUCAGUAGCAUUCCUCAAAAGUUCAAACACUUACAAGAAGAAGGCAAUCCGAUGGAUAAUCUGCAUCUUUCUUUGGCUUUUUGCAUUUGGAGUAUCUUUUCCAGACACAUACUAUCUACAAGUUUUCACUUCUCCACAUAAUGGUGACACAUAUUGUCGUCCUGCAUAUCCUAAAGAGAGAUUCCAGGCAUGGUUAGUUGGCAUGGAACUAGUUUCUAUUAUUUUGGGCUUUGCCUUCCCAUUUCCUAUUUUGGCUAUUUUCUGCCUUCUUCUCGCAAGAGUUGUGUCUUCCUCUAGUGACCAAGACAAGAAAGCAAGCCGGAAAAUCAUCUUCUCAUAUGUUAUUGUGUUCCUUAUUUGCUGGCUUCCUUACCACAGCAUUCUUAUAGUUGACACCAUGUACCUUCUUAAGUUUAUACCAAUAAACUGCACCAUGGAAGACUUCUUGUAUGUUUCUCUUCAUGUCACACAGUGUUUAUCUUUAAUCCAUUGCUGUGUAAAUCCCAUACUUUACAGCUUCAUCAACAAAAACUAUCGCUAUGACCUCAUGAAGGCAUUUAUUUCCAAGUACUCUGCAAAGACUGGUCUUACCAAGAUAGUUGAUGCAUCAAAAUUGUCAGAAACUGAUUACACAGCAUUGACCCAAACUGUAGUGUGAUCAUAGCAAUGGACUGUGUAUUGAAUUAUAUUUCAACAGACUUUUGAUGAUAUUAAAGGACAGCUCCAUCCUCAGAUGUAAUUAACUUCAUCUCAGAGAUAUUUGUUUUAUAUCUGUGUAGUAGUAUAGUGUCCAGAAACCACUCAGUAACUUUCAAUAUCUUUAUUUCUGUUUUUGUUUUUUUUUUACUACUAGAGACAUAAUUGUGGGAUUGUUCAGAAAGGAAUUUUCUCCACAUAGUGGAGAGUCACAUUUUUCUCUAGAUUUCAGCUUUAGCCAGCAACCACAGUUUUAUAGUCUGCUUGUCUUGCUUACAUCAAGUGCUAAUGUGAAACUGUUUUGCAGUGAUAGUUAAUGGCAAAAUAUUAAUAAGAAGAGCAAUGAUCAGUUGUACUGCAACACUUCAAAAAGAAACUGGUAAGUACUCAUAUCUUUGAGUGAAAUGUAUCAGCUGUCAUUCACAAAUAAAUGGGCAAAGCUGCUAUAUCCAGCCCUUAAGACAGUACUAGGGAAGGUAUGCAAACUUACUAGAACUACAGAUUUGACUACCUUACAAAUCUCGUAGUGUAGUUAAUUUGUCUAAAUUUAAAUGCACUGUGAAAUAUUUUAGCAGUUUACAGUUAGCACUAAUUAGAUUAAAUAAAAGGAAACACUGCGAAAAUUGUCAGACAGUCUUGGAAGCCAGUGACUCAUAGCACUCUUUAUUAGAGGUGAAUGCAGAAACAAAUUACUUGAUUUACUCUACAUAGGCUGUGUCAUAUAAUUAAGAUGAUGUGUAUUGCAAGAGAAAGAGAAAAAUCUGCAGAAAAAAGUCAUGUCAGUAUGGAGUCCCUAUCAGGUCAUUUUCCGUUAUAACAAAUGGGUGGAGCUUUCCUGUAAACAUUGUUAGUAAAGUGAUAAUUAUUUUUUACUUUGUAUUUUCUGUAAUAUAAAAAUAAUGAAUUUGUAUCUUUUUAGCUGUACAGUGUAUUUAUAAAUUAUGUUUUACCUUUUUGAAUUAUGUAUUGUAUUUCAUAUAAAGAUACUGCACAAUAUUUGUAUAGUUUUCUUUUUGCUGUAAUUGUGUAAUGUUAGAUCCAUAUUGAUUUGUUUGGAGAUAUACUUUUUCAGUUUUUCUUUAAGUCUCACUAAUACGUUCAAUCUGUUAUCACAAAGUGACAUGCAGGAAGACAUGGCCUUAAAGCAUGUUUUAGGCAGUACUAAAUAUUACAGCAACUUAGCUGUGUCAUUUCAAUUUGUUCAAGUUCUAAUAUUUGUUUCUGUUAUAUAAAGACAGUAAGAAGGCUGAUGAUAUAUUAAAUUUUGUCAAGGUGAUUCAUUAAUCAUAAGUAUGACUUUGAAAUUUACAUUCACUGUCAAUCAUUACUUUGUGAGAUAAACUAGGCUUAUCAAAAAAGGGAGUAACCUGUUUAAGUAUCCUUUUGAAGUGUUCAGUUUUCCACUCAGGUCCUGUCCAUUUAUCUUCAGAGAAUGAAAAAAUAGUAAUAGUCUUGGUUAUAGCUUAUAUAUUGGAUAUGUUUCUGACUACUUAAAUUUUAUAUGUGAAAUAAGAUCACAGUCUUUACUGCCUUUCAGCAAUUUUAGAGUGUUACAAUAUUCACUUGUCCAAUUUUCUUGGCUUUGUAAGAUAGAUUAUCUGAUAUAUACUGAAAUAGCAGAAAUACUACACCUUAAGAUUCAUUUUAUUAUAGCUUUUUUUCUAAGCCUGUCACUAUGAUAGGUUGUAAGAUUUAUUGAAGUUACUAGUUUUAAAUAUUUAUUAAAAUUUUAAAACUCUGUCUAGGUGUCUUAAUUUUUCAUUUAGAUACAAAUGUGACAGGAUUAUAUGCUUACUUUCAAGCUGUCUUGUCUGAGAAGCUGCUGAUUGAAACCGAUUUUUGAGGGCUUCUGUGGCACUUCAAAUAAUCUUUGUAUGUCAAAACUUGUGGAGAUAAAUGUUACAUUUAUGUUAAUUUGGACUGUAGUUAAGUGCCAGUAAAUUUGGCAAAACAUGUUAAGGAGACAUCAGUUGAAUUUUCUCUCAGAAAAAUAUCCCAGGAGCUUCACUUCAGUGACUAGAAUAGAAAGACAGCAUGCUUAAGAAUUAUCAGACCAGCUGCAGUGAAACUUUUUCUCUGUAUUCUACAGUUCUUGCAGAAUUAACUUUUAUCCUGGAUCUUUCUUCUCAAAACAUCUUCUGAAUUUCAUGUAAGGAUCCAAUCCCAAAGUUAACGUGGCUUCUUUUGAAUUCAGUUACCAGGAUUUUUUUUCAAAUAUGUUUCCAAGUGAAUACAGAUUUUCUCUGAGGUAAAUAGGUUUAUGAUUCAGAUGUAAUAUGUCGCCUCAACUUUUUUUGCUGUGCUCAUAAGGAACUGACAGAGAAGACAAAAGACUUGGAUGCUUAAGUUUUGGACGAUGAAAAUGAAGAUUGCUUACCAGAAGAUUUAGAUAAUGCUCUGUGGUUAAUGUCUAAACAUUGAAUGUUAUACAUUUGUCCAAAGAAGGACAGAUGUUUGCAAGUUUGCAUCAUCUGUGCAGUCAAACUGCUUCCUUCUUAGAAUGGUCACUCUUGCAUGAGAAUCUGGAAGCUUUGAGCAAGAUGUUUUUAUACUUCCAUACAUUACUCUCAAAGGUUUUAAGGAAUUUGAAAGUUAUCAUGAACUGCAUCAAGUCUGAACAGAGGUUUUCCCCAGUUUUUCCAAAUGUAGACAACUUUGAGUUGAUGGCUGUCCUUAGUGUGUACUGUAAAUUCUGGAUCUUUCUGUCCCAUCAAAUAAGGAUUUAGGGUGCUUAAUGUCUUUACAAAGAGGUUAUAGUUUGUUAGCCUCAUGACUGUGUUAGUUCUAUAUAUUUUUCUGUUAUUCAUCAGUUUCAGUCUGACAUCACAGGCCAGAUUAUUUCAGUGGUUUAUUAACCCAGUGCAGAUUUAGACAGUUCUAAAAUGCUCAAACUAUACAAUCCUUCUUUACAUACUGUUUAUUUUAUUUUCAUCUAUCACUGCUGCUAAUGCAAUGAUUAGGAAACAUGGUUGACAUAAAAGUCAGCUUUAUCCACAUGGUGAGAUCAAUCGCAUUAGAAACAUUCCAGUUUUGGAUGUAGUAGAUUUUGGCCUAAAAGGUGCUGUCAUCAUUUAGGAAUUAGAAAAUCAACGGCAGUACAAGAGAGGAUUUUUCCCAUUUCAACUGGCUGCUUUGAGUCUGCAACAGGGGUAAAGAAUGUCUUUAUUUACAGAAUAAAUCUUGACAAGUCUUCUUCCUUUAGGGCUCAUUUGUCUAAGUAUAGGCUAAUGAGAAAGAUAUCUUAUGAGGCAGAAUUUUUGGGAAUGUGUCUUCAACAUCAAGUUUGCUAAAUGUUUCCUUGGAUCUCCUUAAGAUCUUGUAGCAGGGAAAUCCAUUGCCCUCUUAUCCUAGUCUGAAUUCUGUCCUCUUCAAAGAAUCUUGAUAAAAUUCUAGUCUUCCUUCAAGUUUGAGAAAAAGAACGGAUUGCUUUUUAGUUUUAAUGCACUUAGUUAUGUCUUUCUGUUUCUCAUUCUUUACUCAAAUAAACUAAAAGGGAUCUGGAAAAAGGCAACAGUCCUGAACCAACUAGAUAUCUCUUUUUCAGAAGAUGUUAUAUUUUCAUAUCAUACAAGCCAGCAUCUACUUGCUCAAGCCAUACACUCCUUCGUUUUUGUAUAUGAAUAUGGCUCACCAGUUGCAUAGUGUCUAGUUUCCAGGUAUUUUAAAGACAUUUCUUAAAUAUUGAUGGCCUCUGGGAAAGCCUUAAACUGGACUGCUUUUCCCCAUUUAAAAGGAAGAAUAAUUUCUUAUUUAGAUGAAAUUGUAUCCUAUUAACAUUUUCUGACUAUGAUUGAAGUAUCCAGUUCAUUUUAUUGCCUUUGAAUUAGAUCUGAAAGCUUUUUUUCUUUUUCUUUUUACCCAGCAGCUAUUUUUUUUUUCUUUGAUGAAUGGCAAAACUUUGAACAUUUACCCAAUGGUGGUGUGAUAAUUUCUAAAGGGUUUGUUUCCUGUCUGUAGAUUCCAUUUAAGAAUUCUUCUCUGUCUCCUUAAAAUCUUAACUUUGACAGAUUUAUUAUUGCUCCUUUCAAGCCACCUGCUUAAAUUGACUAACAUCCUGUUCAAUGGAAAGUUCUUAUAGACAGUAUUCAUGGCCCAAUGGCCUGUGUCUCACAAGAGAUGGAUCUUUCUCAUGUUUCUUUUUAAAGUGCUGUGAUGAUUAAUUCUGUGAUAGCACUCACAUUAUUGUGUUUUUUCUUCAUACCUUGAAAGCUGAUUAAAAACUUGGACUUUGCUAUCUUCAGUUCAGAGAAUUAGGAAUGGUAACCUCUGAUUUGUUUCCCAAAGGUCAGUAUCCUGUACAUAGUCUAAGCACUGUAUGUGUAAUAAAUACAUAGGUCAUAUGCUGUAAAGCACUUUUAAUUGCAGUUCCUGUAAACAUCAUACAUCUUCCCACGUUUGUUUCAGGAAUUUCUAAUGCAGAAAUUUGCACAAAGGCUAUUUGAUUCAGUUUUCUUACUUUUACCCUACACUGAACUUUUGGAUGCAAUCUUCAAAAACAGAGUUAAUUUUUAAAGUGGACUUCCAGGAUACUCUGAUAUGAGCUUCAUAAGUUAAAUUUUUAUUUGUCUGCCUACUUAGUUGAUUGACACACUCCAGGUUUUUCACUGUUUGAGACGCUUAGAUUUGUUUGACUCAUGUCUAUGGAUUUACACUGUUUGAGAGUAUGUCCUAACUGUGAUACAUAUUAUUACAAAGAAAGU